GUUAGAACAGAGUGGACUUUAUUCUUAAUUAAUAUUAGUGAUGAUUGGUAAACAACACCUUACCUGAAAGCACAAAAUUUCUGUAGAAGAAAAUGGUAUAACUGAAAUUUAUUCUUGAAUGCAAGGGCUUUCUGGUCAGUAAAAAAAAUAUUUGAAACCCAGUGGCCGUUUGAAACCCCCGAAGAAACCUCGAAACAAUCUUCAAUGCAACCAAUUCAACAAUUCCAAACACGACCUAAAGAAACAGAGAUUCAAAGGGGAUUUUGUUGCUGCACCGGCGGUGGUUGUUUCCGGCGAAAGAAAUUUCCGGAGAAGAUAAGAAGAGGAGGGAUGACGGAGGCCGAGAGAAACCGGGAGCAUCAGUUGUGUUUGUUGGAUUUCUUGUUAGCAGCUUUGAGGAAAUCGAUGGUGUACUGCCGUUUUGAUGGAAAGGAGGAGGUGAAAUCUACAGUUCAUGCUAUGGAAAUUGGAUGGCCUACGAAUGUUCAGCAUCUUACUCAUGUUACUUUCGAUCGGUUUCAUGGGUUUUUGGGUCUUCCUGUUGAGUUUGAAGUGGAAAUCCCUUGUAAAGCACCCAGUGCCAGAGGGAGUAAUUGUCACGCGAGUCUCCUUGUAACCAACUGGAGCAUGUUCAUGAUUCAUCACCUUGCUGUCAGUGUUUUUGGUAUCUCCGCAGAGUCAAUGCAGUGUUCUUAUGAUACAAGAGGCAACAGUGUCCCCACUAUUCUCUUGUUAAUGCAGGAACGUUUAUACUCACAAGAUGGUCUAAAGGCUGAAGGAAUUUUCCGAAUAAACCCAGAGAAUAGCCAUGAAGAGCAUGUAAGGGACCAGCUCAACAGAGGCAUUGUGCCUGACGACAUUAAUGUCCAUUGUUUGGCUGGACUCAUCAAAGCUUGGUUCCGAGAACUUCCAGCAGGUGUGCUUGAUGGGCUUUCACCUGAACAGGUAUUGCAAUGCAACACUGAGGAGGAAUUUAUUGAGCUUGUGAAUCAGCUUAAGCCAACUGAGACCGCAUUGCUCAAGUGGGCAAUUGAUCUUAUGGCUGACGUUGUUGAGCAAGAGGAAACCAACAAGAUGAAUGCCAGAAACAUUGCUAUGGUUUUUGCCCCAAAUAUGACACAGAUGUCUGAUCCAUUGACAGCACUCAUGCAUGCUGUUCAAGUGAUGAACUUACUGAAGACCCUGAUUGUGAAAACACUAAGAGAACGUGGAGAGACAGAAGGUGGAGGAUAUUCUCCCAUGUCAUCUAGUUUCUCUGAUAGACAAACUGAGAAGGAAUUUGACACCCAACAAGAGAUGGAGAAUAGAUGUGAAUCACCAGGGCCAGCAUCAGAUGAUGAUGAACAACCUCAUUACAGCUACAACAGUGAAGACAGAGAUGAAAUCGAGUCAUUGAGUGAGAUAGAAAGAAGCUUCCUACGACAAGUGGAUGAGAACAAUCAUGCAAAAAAUGACUUCCGGAAACAACUACAAGGAAUUUUGUGUAGCGAACACAAACCCACGAGUGCCUCCACCAUCAGUGGAGAUCCUUUUUCAUCUACUCAAUAAUCAAAACAGGAGUUCAGGCUUGAGCACUAGCAAUAGUAAAGACUCAAGAGCAACUUCUGUUUCUGUGGGGUUAAAGGUGCAAGCAGAUUAACUGGAGCAUGUAGGAGCACAAAAGAUGUCAAUAUGGUAAGUAAGAUGUGAACAUGGUAGAGUCUGCUGUUCUAUGUAGUUAGUUGGCUGUCUCAUCCAAACUGGUGCGAUUGAAUCUAUUCCGGUGAUGCUUCUUUUAGGAGUCCUGAAUCUCUAUAUCAUCAGUGAAUGGUUGUUUUAUGUAAAAAGUUGCUAUGCUUAGUCUAGACACAGAAUGGUUUCCCUUUGUUUUAUCAGCAAAGGAUCUCUAAUGAAAAGGCGACGAUUCACAUAAAGAACAUAGUCUUUUGGUUUAACAAGAUUAUUGGUUGUUCUUUCAUUUA
This is a messenger RNA of Solanum tuberosum (potato), 1961 nucleotides long. Its product is annotated as rho GTPase-activating protein 2-like. The transcript is spliced from 5 exons. The record is from RefSeq and is a predicted model, not a curated record. Gene Ontology annotation, biological process: signal transduction. Gene Ontology annotation, molecular function: GTPase activator activity. NCBI's taxonomy places the organism in Eukaryota, Viridiplantae, Streptophyta, Magnoliopsida, Solanales, Solanaceae. Bases 205 to 1548 code for a protein of 447 amino acids.